Panonychus citri (citrus red mite) is the source of this 1883-nucleotide messenger RNA. RefSeq names its product peptidyl-prolyl cis-trans isomerase FKBP4-like. Gene Ontology annotation, molecular function: protein binding; peptidyl-prolyl cis-trans isomerase activity. The record is from RefSeq and is a predicted model, not a curated record. NCBI's taxonomy places the organism in Eukaryota, Metazoa, Arthropoda, Arachnida, Trombidiformes, Tetranychidae.
UGCUUUAAUCUCAGGUAACAUUGAUUGUUUGUCCUUUUUUAUUAACAAUUUGUGAUCUUUUAAAAGUUAUUGAUUUUUGAUUAACUAAUUUUGAUAUUUUUAUUAAUUCUGCUGACAGUGUUCUAGUUAAUUCUGUCUGACAAUUUUCCUCAUUCGUGUUAUCUUUGCGCUUUGUUGGUCUUCCAACUGGUGUUACUUUUGACUCUCUAUUAACCUUUUUUUCUGUUAUUUAAUUAUAAUCCCUUUUUUUAAUAUCCAUUUAAUUUGGAUUUAAUUUCUUCAUAUUCCUCCAUCAGUGAUUGUUUUGUAAGGUCAAUUGUAUAAAGUGUUUGAAUCUUUUUAUAAUGGAUCUCGUUGAUGCGGAUACAGUUUUAGCACAAGGGCCAGAUUCUGAUUGUGAAGAUAUUUCCGGUAAAGAUGAUGUUCUUAAUACUCUUGAUGUUACCGAGAGUAAAGAUGGUGGAGUUUUAAAAGAGAUUCUUAAGGCUGGUUCAGGUUGGGAAAAUCCUGCUACUGGUGAUAAAGUUUUCGUUCAUUAUGUCGGUUCUCUUGAAGAUGGAACUAUUUUCGACUCUUCUCGGGAACGAGGAUCAACUUUCUCCUUUAUGUUGGGUCAGCGUCAAGUAAUAAAAGGAUGGGAUCUCGCUGUUGCUACCAUGAAAGCCGGUGAAUUAGCUAAGGUUACCAUUAAAUCGGAUUAUGGGUAUGGUGAUGCUGGUUCACCACCAAAGAUUCCUCCCAAGGCUACUUUAAUCUUUGAGAUUGAACUUUUUGACUGGAAGAUGAUGGAUUGUACCAAAAAAGACGAUGCCGGUGUUAGAAAAAGAAUAAUUGUCCAGGGAACUGGAUAUUCUACUCCUAAUGAUGGUGCUACCAUUCAGGCUCAUAUUGUUGGUAAAUUUGGUGACGCUGUGUUUGAAGAAAGGGAUAUUACAUAUUGUCAUGGUGAACCCAGUGAAGUGAACAUUCCGGAUGGCCUUGACCUCGGAAUAGGCAAAAUGAAAACCGGUGAAAAAGCUUUAAUCUUUAUCCGUUCCGAUUAUGCUUGGGGAUCAAAUCCUCCAACUGAGUUUAACCUUCCCUCCAACUACCAAGAAGUUAUUUAUGAAGUUACUCUUAAGAGUUUCGAAAAGAUCAAGGAAACUUGGGAAAUGACAGCAGAAGAGAGAUUGGAACAGGCUAAAUUAGCCAAAGACAAAGGUUCAGCUUAUUUAAAAGAGAAUAAAUUACAACUCGCUCUAAAACAGUAUAAACGAAUUCCAACAUUAAUCGGUCCAUACAAUAACUUACAAGAAGAAGAUGAAGAGAUGGAAAUGGAAAAAGGUGGAGAAAAAGUAGACGAAAAAGAAAAACACAGUAUUCUUUUAGCGGGUCAUCUAAAUCUUGCGAUGGUUCACCUUAAACUCGAACAAUACACCGAUGUUGUCAAGAACUGCGAUUCCGCUUUGGAAAUUGACCCAACCAAUUGCAAGGGACUUUUCCGCCGAGGAUCAGCUUAUUCUGGUCUCAAGGAAUUCGAAAAGGCGAUCGCAGACAUUGAGAGAUUAUUGGAAAUCGAACCUGAGAACAAAGCAGCUAAAAAUCAACUAAUUAUAGCUCGACAUGGGCUAAAGAUUGAAAAAGAAAAAGAAAAAGCUCUUUUCAAGAACAUGAUCUCAAAAUAUUUAGCAUCUUCUUCUGAUGACAAACCUCCAUCUUACGAAGGUCCAAUCGAUGAAGUUCAAUUUGCCUCGAAAGAACCAAAAGCCGACGAAUCACAACUAUCUAUUCAAGAAAUUAAUUAACCAAUCAAAUUAAUCGAAUUUUUCCCUUUUCUUUUUUUGUUCUUUUUUUACCAUGAACAACUUUUUUCGUCUCUAUUUCUGCUAUUGCACCAACACCAA